UGUCUCGAUUCCCGGGGUGCUACGGGAGGGGCUUUAUUCGCAGUGAAGCGCGCGGUGUGAGCGCACGUAUCCCAUAUAAAAUGUCCAUGUAAAUUGUGUGUUGAAAUAACAAAAUAAAACAUGUUGAGGUAUUAUUUGUUGUUGUCGUUAGUGCUCGCUGUUUCGCUGAUGGCCGUGUCGGCUCUGCCCAGUCCAACGGCUGCGGACGACGAUGACGACGAUGAUGACACGACCCAGCAGAGCCGCUCCGAGGUCGAUGAUGAUGGUCGAAUAUACAAGAACCCGAGAAAUUCGCCGUCAGCCCAGUGCCCCAGAGACGAGGAACAAGCCACCCUACUGGGUCAGAAGUGUCUUCGAAAAUGUUCAUCGGACGAAGACUGCAAGAGUAAAAAGAAGAAAUGUCUCUGCGACGGAGCCUGCGGGAUGUCAUGCAUUAAGCCGGAUCGCGAAUGUCCUGAGUUGGAACAGCCUGAAAUAGGAAAGGUUACCUUCACUGGUCGACUGUUUGGAGAUAAGGCCGUGUACUCCUGUCCACACGGGUAUCACGUUGUCGGACUCCAGAGCCGGAGCUGCCAGGCUGACGGAAAGUGGGCUGGACAACCACCAGCCUGCAAAGAAAAUAUCUACUGUCUCCAACCGCCGACGAUAGAACACGCGAGGCACUCGGCCCUACCCGAGCAAGCUACCUUCGAUCUAGACGCGACAGUCCAGUACAACUGUCAUACCGGCUACGUCACCAAUGGCUUCCCACGAGCUAAGUGCUUGGCUAUCGACGGACAGGCUUCUUGGUAUGGGCCGGAUAUCACUUGUGAACCACGGUCUUGUGGAGAACCCGGUGACGUACCCCACGGCUGGGUCACCGCUGACUGUCACACCUUCGGCUGUCGCGCUGUAGUUCAAUGCGGGCAAGGUUUCGAGUUAGUGGGCAAAGCCGAACGCUAUUGCCAAGCCGACGGAGCGUGGGCCCCCAAGGAGCUACCAACUUGCGUUCUGGUCACCCAGGUGCAGUGUCCGACGCCAGAAGCGCCUCGCCACGGCAAGGCGGUGUACACGUCCUUUGCGUACAACUCUGUGGUUUCAUACGAGUGCAAGUAUGGGUACCGGCUCGUUGGGGACGCCACAAGACGCUGCGGGGCUGACAAGAAAUGGUCUGGAACCCAGCCGCUUUGCAAAGAAAUUAACUGCGGCCACCCUGGUCAGCUCUGGAAUGGAUGGCUGGAGAAUAUCUCCUCAGGAACAGGUCUGGGAGCCUCCAUCAUCUUUCGCUGUCAAGACGGGAUGAAGAUGGAAGGGAAUGGGUCUGCAAUAUGUCAGAGCGACGGCACUUGGAGCCAUCCCCUACCUCAAUGUUUGGCGCCGUGCGUCGUUCCACACGUCUCUCAGGGCCGUAUAGUCCUCGUUAAUAACGAGACAACGAACGAUAAUACGACUGAGCAGCCGAACACUCAGAUCGUGGGGAGCUCAUCCAUGGUGCAGCACGGUGAGAUAAUUAUGGUUGAUUGCGAGAAAAACUAUGAGUUCCCUUCGAACAAUGCGGCCGUGACGUGCAACAACGGAACUUGGACGCAGAUACCUAGAUGUCAGCCCGCCAGAUGCAAGAAAAUGCCCAAAUACCCUCGCAACGGUAUGGUGAUAGCUCCUAAAACGGAUCACGGCAUGAAGGCCAGGUUUCGGUGCAAGGACGGCUACGAAAUGAAGGGGAACCCGAUUGUCGUCUGCUCCUUCGGGAACUGGAGCGGAGAAACGCCGAAAUGUGAAGAAGUGUUCUGCCCUUUCCCUGGAUACAUCGAAAACGGGAAGGUUCUGCUGGUGGGGAACAUGGGGCUGUACGAUUAUAGACCUUACGUGAGAAAGGUGGUAAAUAAUAAGCAGAUUAUGUAUGAAUGUGAGAAAGGCUACGUACUGUCAGAAGGCCCGCCCGGCGCUACAUGUGUGGGCGGGCAUUGGAGCCCUAGGGAGCUGCCCAAAUGCACCCUUUACCAACAUCCGCGCAUCCGCUGGAGCCGACGCCGUCGCUCCAUCGUCGAACCAGAGAUACGUCACCGUCGGUCAGCGUACCUCCGCCAGUAUUACGACCGUCUGCAUCGGACGGAGCCAACGCAACAAAAUCUGGACCAACUCUACAACAAAUACAACCACGGCAACCAGAAGCCGACGUUGAGGCACGCGAAUUUCAAGAUCAUGAAGAAAUCCGAUGCUGACUUCGGAGAUCCGAGCAUCGGCGCUGGAAUUGACGAGGAAAACUUCCCGACCGCAGUCUACACUGUAUACAAUGUACACGGAGAGCCAAUUGGUCACAGGCUGUACGCCUACCAGCCUGUCUAUGAGCCUGAAGAUGGAGACGUCCUUGAACACAACGACGUAGUCGAAUACCAGGAUAGCGAUGAGGACGAUGAACUGUCUCACGCGACAAUAGUUAGGGGAGGCAUGUUUCCUGCUCGCGAUUCGUCUGAAAACAGCAUUGACCGUCUGAAACAUGAUUACUUCGAAAGGUAUUUAGAUAAGAGAAGGAAGAGAUUUUUAAACAAACACGGAGCAGAGAAAAAGGAGUUUGAUGAUGAAAUGGAACCGGCAGAGAGCACUGUUGAGACUGUCACUAAAAUCAUCGAAGCGACUAGACGGAAACGAAAUGUCAACGUUGAGGAACACGAAACUGAUUAUUAUCCAAAAUCAACUGUUUAUUCGGGUGUAGCGAAUGACCUUCAAAACGAUUUACUCAAAGUGAUCCCUUUGAGCACUUAUGAAACGCGUUGGAGUCGCGAAAUGUCGGUCGAUCCUUUGCAACAUAACGAGACGAAUUCGACUGGUUUCGGUAAUGUUUUGGAGAAAAGAGAUAAAAGGACUAGCAGGAAAACUGACAGGUUGAACCAGACCACGGCGACUGUACCCAAAACUGGAAAGGAAGGGAAGAGUGGCAGGAAUCUGCAAUCAGCGUCAAGUGAAGAAGGGCAAAGUUCCGAUAUAAAGGAGACUGCUGAGACCUUGGGCAAGAAUAACGCGACCAGGAAGAAGGGCAGGCCUAAGAGCCCCUGUGAGCCGAUAGCAAGCGAGCCCUACAUAAAUAUAGAGGUUGUGAAGUAUGGGAGGGAUCCCAACAACACAUUCAGUACUGGUACAAUAAUCAGAGUGGCUUGCGGGAAAGGCUACGGAUUCAAUCUAGAUGCAAAUGCUACUGUAAAAUGUGUGAGGGGACGAUGGAAACCAGAGAAGCCCAAAUGCGAAAUACUACCUUGCCACGUUCCAACAACGGAGUACGGAAUCUACACGAUGUCAGAAUCGGGGCAGAUAUCUCCCCUUGGCUUAGGACAGGAAGAGAAGGAACUCAAUGAGACAGAUCCAGUGCCUAAUGGACAAGUCGUGCAUUUCUCUUGUGAAUAUGGGUACAACGUCCAAGGACCCACCAACCUUCGUUGCUGGCUCGGAGAAUGGGCAGUGACCAGCAUGCCAGAGUGUGUUGCAGCACCCUGUGAACUUCCACUUCUCCACGGCGCUACUUACGAAGCAGGAUACCGAGCAGGACUCACCGUGGCUCACGCGUCAUCAGUCAGCAUAGCUUGUGAACCAGGCAGAUCUCCAUCAGCCACCUUGAACUGCCACUUAGGAAGACUGCAACCCACGGUUCACGAUUUCUGCCGACCUUUAGCGAAUCUGUCACGACCGCGACCGACGUCAGAGUAUCAGAGCGGCAGCGACAUUGUCCGCGAAGACAUUUCGGAUCUGGAGCCGGAUCUGAACGGGAAACCGAUAAGCGAUUGCGGCCCACCGGCUAGGGUUCAAGGGACAUUGAUUUAUCGCGACGGAGCUGAAGUCAACGAAUCCAUCAACGAUGAAGGCUAUUAUCACGGUACUGAAAUCACAUUUCGCUGUAUCGCUUCGAUAAUGGGAGAGAAAACAACUUGGAAAUUAAUAUGCGAAGACGGUCGUUGGAUGGGGAAGAGUUUUAAUUGUGAAGAACUUGAAGCCCAGAACGAGGAGUUAAUAAACAAUAACAGUUGUACAUUUCACAACGACGAUCCGAACGUGGUUACGUUCUUCAACGAUUUGGAAGUCACCGAGACCGUGGAUCUACCCUACGGAGUGGUAAUUGUCUCCAGAUGCAGCGAUAUAGGAAAAUACGCUUUAUUGGGCUCCCAGAGCCGAAAAUGUGUUGGCGGAGAUUGGGACGGUGUUAAGCCAACCUGUAUUGGACUCAAUCAGCAAAACGAUUACGCCAUGGAGAAACCGCCGACGAUAUUAUUCCGACAUUCCCAAGGACCUAUAGCUCAGACUAACGACGGUAAACUCCUGCUGUACCCCGGAACGGUGCUGCACAUGGAGUGCCUCUGGAUGCGGAGGUUCGGGAAUCCCAAGUGGAACGUCACUCAUUACGAUCCUGAAUCGGAUCGCAAGUAUGCCGAGGGGUGGACCCAGGACCCUGGGCGCGACAGCCAGCUGGAGUACCGGCUGAGCAUCGUCAACGCCGUGAAGGAGGAUUCAGGAGUAUACCGAUGCGAGACGCCAGCCCGACAAACGCAUCAAGUAGAAAUAAUCGUUGAGGACGUCCAUUGUCCGCCACUACCCAUCCGACGAGGGUUGGUGGCCAGCAACGUAGGCACACGUCUCGGCACGGAAAUCAGGUUCUCGUGUGCCAAUGGUAACGCCCUCAUCGGGGCCCACGUGCUGGUCUGCCGCCCCUCCGGAAACUGGAGUGCCCCUCUGCCUGUUUGUGAGAGUGUGGAGUGCGGGGAGGUGGUGCAGGACACGGUGCUGGGACCGGGGGAGCGGCGGCCGCGGGUGGCGGUGGUGUCCCGGGGGGUGGGGGGUCGCGCCGCCUUCACGUGCCCGGCGGGCUGGGCGCUGGCCGGACCACCAGAGACCGUCUGUCUGCCCGCCGCUGACUGGGCGCGACCCUUCCCUGUCUGUAAAGAAGUGUCAUGUCCGUCGCUGCCGCCGCCCGCGGCCGGCUACGUCCUGGGUCGCGCCCCCUACCGCGCCGGGGACGUCCUGCAGUUCCACUGUAACCCAGAGCACACGCUCCACGGGCGACCGAUCCUCGUCUGCCAGGACAGCGGGCGAUGGAGCGACAAGCCUCCAACCUGUGCCCAGGCCUGCACGUACCCCGGGACGACGAUAUCCGGGCGCAUGUCCUCCGUAAAGUUCUACUACAAAAUAGGUGAAACAGUCACGUUUACCUGUGAACCUGGAUACAAACUCAAAGGAGCACCCAUGUUGAGAUGCUUGAAAAACAGGAAAUGGUCAAACGCGAUCCCGCUGUGUACACCGAUCACAAACCAUACGUCUUCGUCUGAUUCAAUCGCCAUGUUAAAUUCCGAAGUUGACGCCAUGCUGUCGGACGCCGCCAUCUUGCCGUCCGACAUUUUGAGGACUCGCGAGACUCCCGCCCUUUUAUCGCCAGCGAGCUAUAAAGCAGCUGUCACACGCAUGGCGAUAUCGCGCAUGUUGAGACGCGGUCCCAUCGAGAACUAUAAAAACAGAAUCUUCAGAGUGAAUAGGCUGUUAAGGAGAGAGGGUGAAAGAUAAAUAAUUUUAGUUAGAUUAUAAGU
This is a messenger RNA of Bombyx mandarina (wild silkworm), 5543 nucleotides long. It is a transcript of the gene Hasp, whose product is annotated as Hig-anchoring scaffold protein. NCBI's taxonomy places the organism in Eukaryota, Metazoa, Arthropoda, Insecta, Lepidoptera, Bombycidae. Gene Ontology annotation, cellular component: extracellular region. The record is from RefSeq and is a predicted model, not a curated record. Gene Ontology annotation, molecular function: peptidase inhibitor activity.